Tachysurus fulvidraco (yellow catfish) is the source of this 1677-nucleotide messenger RNA. Its product is annotated as telethonin. Lineage: Eukaryota; Metazoa; Chordata; Actinopteri; Siluriformes; Bagridae. Gene Ontology annotation, biological process: cardiac muscle contraction; sarcomerogenesis; cardiac myofibril assembly. Gene Ontology annotation, cellular component: Z disc. The coding region runs from base 66 to 587 and encodes 173 amino acids. Gene Ontology annotation, molecular function: structural constituent of muscle; titin binding; protein-macromolecule adaptor activity. The record is from RefSeq and is a predicted model, not a curated record. The transcript is spliced from 2 exons.
GUGAAUCAUUGAUUGCUAGUUAUGAGAUAUAAUCAUUGCUGUUAUCUAAUGUAGUUCAGGACAAGAUGCACUGCCUGAGCCGGACCCCGAGUUCGUACCUGGUCAACACUUACAGCGACGUAAAAGAAGUUGACGAGAGCAAAAGAGAAUCAUAUGAAGCCACCUGGUUAGACCUGGUCAUGGAGACAAGACCAGAGUACAAAAAUACACUCACUGAGAAAGACUCAUCACGAAAGGAGUCUUACAAACGAAAGCGCGUGCGUCAUUUUGUUGUGCGAAGGUUCCUCAAUCAGACCUUUUGCACUGGUGAAGAGGGAACAAAACUGCGUGAGUAUCAGCUACCGUUUAAAACCACGCUUCCACUACAGAUCUUUGUGCCCAGGAAACUCUGCACUUCACCAGAGACAAACAGAGAGACGUCGCCUUCCUUUUUGCGCUCGGACAGAGACUCUGAGAAGAGCGAGAGCCGGAAGAAAGUGCUGUGGUCCGGUGUGGAAGAUGCUACACAACCGGAGAGGACAAAGUUCACAGUGCGCACACUAGUGUCACCAGCGUGGGACUUGGCACGUGAUUUCCAGAGAACAUAAAGAGUAAAUGCAAUAAUCACUACCCAUAGCGAAAUACACCGAGUGUGAUCAAUUUUCUUAUUUAUUUUACUCCAGCACUGUCCAAUCCUCGACUUUGAUUAACUGAUUAAUUUUCUACAACAGCAACUUUAUAUUCUAUUAUAUUAUACAAUUAUAUCAUAUCAUUUAUAUUGUAACUUAUACAGAGACGUGUGAUGGAGGUUCCAAAAUAAUUGAUUAAAAAAGUUUAAGGAACAAAAAUGAACAAAGGUAUUGUUACUUGGUAAAGAAGGAUCGUAGAUAUAGUGAAGUUUUCUGUAAAGGGGAAACAAGGAAGGAGUCUCUAGAUUCAGGGCUUUGUAAUAGUCAUUAAGAGAGAUUAAAAACAAAGAGGUUAGGGAAUGAUGAUUUAUAGCUGGGAUAACGUAAGUGAUAACAGGAAUUUCUUUAACAAAUCGCUGUGGUAUAAGAACAAUAAAACAGUUCAGGACAAGCUGUUAAAUCAAAUGCAUGUCCGCAUCAUAGCAUCCCAUCGUUGAUUAUUUUAACAGCAACCCCUGAUUUUAUUUAUUAUGGGAAAUUUUUAUAAGGGACCUAUUACAAAAUUAUAUAAAAUUAUACUAUUUACUUCAACUCUUUUACGUUUUUGACCAAAUGAAAUGAUCCACAGAUGUACUAUUACAGAUAUCUUUUAAUUACAAAAUAAGACUGCUGUUGUAAGUGUAAGUAUGUUGUAUGUAUGUCUUAUUUAUUUUAAAGUAUAUAGAUAUGUUACAAUGCAGUUUCUUUGUGUUAGGAUUAUUUGUCUUUCUGUAGACACAAAGACCAUAUUCAGCAAGUCUGCAUUGAAGUGGUGGAAUAGAACACAUUGGUUGUUUCCAGCAAACUUCUAGAAUAAAUGCAAUAAUCUCUACCUAUAGUGCACUACACUGAGUGAUGACAAUAUUUUAUAUUGUCUGCAGCACGACUUGAAUUCUCGAUUUUGAUUAACUGAUCUUUUUUUUUUUUUACAACAGCAGAUCUAGAUGGAUGGAUGGAUGGAUGGAUAGAACUUUAUUGUCAUUGCAUAGUACAGGUUCACAGCAAGUGCAGUUUGGCAUCUACCAGAACU